AUGUGGGCCAAUUUCACAUUGGGAUGUGACACUUGUGGUUUCUAUCUAGAUAGCCAGUGUGCCCUGUUGCCAGGUAUGGUUAGGCACAGAUGGAACAAGAAGCUCCUCAUCUUGAGCUAUCCCCCAUACACUUAUCAUCUGGAUAAGUUUUAUUGCCAAUAUUGCGAGAAAGAAAUAAAUCUAGAGUUUUGGCACUAUCGAUUUCACGAAUAUGAAAAAUGGGUGCAUCCUAAAUGCAUUGGUAAUAGUGGUUAUUUAAAUAUCAUGUUUGGGGAUACAAUUAUAGAUGAGAGUCACAGACAUGCACUGAAAUGGGUUGAAUACUCUAAGGAUGACUUCGCAUGCAACUGCUACCAAAAUAAAAAAUUUGGAGCUCAUUUAAAUCUAAUGCACCUUCCAAUUGAGAAAUCUGUUGCUCUGAUAUAUCGUUUUGUCAACGAAAUGGGUUUAGGAGGUAGAAAUAGUACAACAAGCCCCGAGCACUCUAGUCAUGACCAUCCAUUGCAACUUUUUGAGGAGCAGAAUAACGAAUGCAAUAAUUAUUUGACGUUGUUAUGCGAUGGAUGUGUGCAACAUGUUUCAGCUCCGUUUUACAGCUGCACUGAAUGUAAUUUCUUUCUCCACAAAUAUUGUGCGGCGUUACCCAAAGAGGUGCAACAUCCAUGCAACCCUGGUCACAUGCUCGUCCUGCGAAAGAUCCAUUAUACCUCAAAACACAUCAGGUGUGGUUGCUGCAGUACAAGAACCAAUGGAUUCGUCCUUAGUUGUGACCCAUGCAACCUUACUCUUCAUGUGAGGUGUGCUUCUCUACUAAACAGUGUUAAAGCACAUGACGCUCAUCAGCACCCCCUCGUUCCAAUGUCAAAGUUAAACCAUGGGCCGUGUAAUGCUUGUGGUGAUGAUUUCAAUGGGUUGGGAUUCAAAUGUGACACUUGCCGUUUUCGUCUAGACGGUUAUUGCGCCAUGUUGCCACGCAAGGUUAGGCACAGGGGGGACAAACAUGACCUCAACUUGAGCUUUCCCCCUUAUACUUACCAUCGGGAAGAGUUUUACUGUGACUUCUGCGAGAGAGAAAUAAAUCCGAAUUUUUGGAUUUAUAAUUGUCGUGAUUGCGAUCAAUCUUUCCACCCUAGAUGCACUGAUCCGGUCCAGCAAAUUAAGAAUCUUAAAGAUGAAAAUACCCUUAGAGUUAACAAUCACCCACACUUUCUCAAACGCGUUCAACAAUCUCUCAAGUGCAGCAUCUGCAAAAAACUUUCUUAUGCUGAUAUCUCCUUCGACUGUAUAUCAUGUCAUUUUCAGCUCAGUUACGAUUGUGUUACUGUAAGUGUGCCAUAA
Molecule: messenger RNA, 1338 nt
Organism: Ilex paraguariensis (yerba mate)
Lineage: Eukaryota; Viridiplantae; Streptophyta; Magnoliopsida; Aquifoliales; Aquifoliaceae
Source: the annotation of a GenBank genome assembly